GGGAAGCCAAGAAGUUCAAGAAAGCUCCUUUUAAACACUUAACAACUUUAUUUUCUUCCCAUACAAAUAUUACACAAAGGGACUAUUAUGGUUGGUGUGUUAGCUCAUCUUCUCACCUCCCUCUCUAGAUUUUGAUUCUCUACCCUCUUUUCAUCUCAUUCUACAAUGGAACUUCCGGUCACGACACCGGAUUCUGGUGGCAAGAAGAAAGGUUCUUAUACUAUAGAAACAAAAAAUCUUUCUUAUGCACUUCCUAGUUUAUAUGAUGAGUUGAGUUGGAUUUUUUGCUGCAAGAAUCCUAAGAGACCUCAGAAGUUCAUCAUAAAGGAUGUAAAUUGUGAAGCAAGGCCAGGAGAGAUUACAGCUAUUGCUGGUCCUAGUGGGGCUGGAAAAACAACACUGCUAGAGAUUCUUGCAGGGAAAAUAUCACCAACAAAAGUUACUGGAGAGGUACUAGUUAAUGGUCAUCCUGUGAAUGCCAAGUGUUUUCGGAGAUUAUCCGGUUAUGUGACACAAGAAGAUGCCCUGUUUCCUCUGCUCACAGUUGAAGAAACACUCAUGUAUAGUGCUCUUCUGAGGCUACAAGGUGGGAAAAAAGAGGCUGCAAAUAGAGUUGGAGUGUUGAUCAAGGAGCUUGGUUUGGAACAGGUUACUGGUGCAAGAGUUGGGGGAGGAUCAAACAGGGGAAUUUCGGGUGGUGAAAGGCGUAGGGUGUCGAUUGGAGUUGAGUUAGUACAUGAUCCUGCUGUGAUUCUCAUUGAUGAGCCAACUUCUGGGCUGGAUUCAGCAUCAGCACUUCAUGUCAUAUCACUUCUUCAAGUGAUGGUAGCUCAUCAAGGCAAGACAAUUGUCUUGACUAUCCAUCAACCUGGUUUUCGGAUUCUUGAACUGUUUGAUCGACUUGUUUUGCUCUCGAAUGGGGGUGUACUUCACAAUGGCUCGUUGGAGUAUCUCGAAGAGAGGAUCAAGUUUUCCGGUCUACAGAUUCCACCCCACAUCAAUGUGCUUGAAUUUGCUAUUGAUGUCACAGGCAGCCUUGUCAUUCAUACUUCAGAAACUCCCAAUGUCCAUUUCCAAAUCAAGGAUCAUGGCGAAAAGAAGGAAAGUCUAAGGAAAGAUGAUGAGGGAUUUACAGUUUCCAACCACAAUGAUAUGGUAGAUAAGUGUCCUUCCUACGCAAAUUCCUACGUUGAGGAGAUUUCAAUACUAGGAGGAAGAUUUUGCAAGAACAUAUUCAGAACCAAGCAACUUUUUGCAACCAGAAUAAUACAAGCAUUGGUAGCAGGCUUUAUACUGGGAUCAAUAUUCAUGAAUGCUGACAACAAUCUAGGGCAGGUUGCUUUACAAACAAGACUAGGAUUCUUCGCGUUCAGCCUAACAUUCUUGCUGUCCACCAUGACAGAAGGUUUACCCAUUUUCUUACAAGAGAGAACAAUCUUUAUGAGGGAGACUUCAAGAGGAGCAUACAGAGUAUCCUCUUAUGUUGUGGCAAACACAAUUGUCUUUCUUCCAUUCCUCUUAAUGGUUGGGCUUCUCUACAGUGUCCCGGUUUACUGGCUCGUUGGUCUGAGGGGAAGCAUGGAUGGGUUCCUCUACUUUGCUAUGGUGGUCUGGAUAGUUCUCUUAAUGUCAAAUUCUUUCACUGCAUGUUUCAGCGCACUUGUCCCAACCUUCAUCAUGGGAACAUCUAUUAUAGCUGGCUUGAUGGGGUCUUUCUUUCUGUUCUCAGGCUAUUUCCUUUCAAAAGAGAAGAUACCUAGUUACUGGAUCUUCAUGCACUACCUAAGUCUGUUUAAGUACCCGUUCGAGUGCUUCUUGAUAAAUGAGUAUGGAGGCAAGGGAGGGAAAAGAUGUUUAGAAAGUGAAAGAGGAGAGUGCAAGUUGUUCGCGAUUGACUUCUUGAAACAGCAAGACCUCAAAGAAUCACUGAAAUGGACCAACUUAGCAGUGAUGCUGAGUUUCAUCUUGGGUUACAGAGUUCUCUGUUAUCUAAUUUUAUGGUGCAGAUGUUACAGAACCAGAAACUAGGCUUUUCAUUCUUUUGUAUUUUUACAGUUUUCAUUUGUUCGUUUUCUGAUGAUUAAAUUGAUUGGACAAGUAC
This is a messenger RNA of Solanum verrucosum, 2101 nucleotides long. Its product is annotated as ABC transporter G family member 10-like. Lineage: Eukaryota; Viridiplantae; Streptophyta; Magnoliopsida; Solanales; Solanaceae. The transcript has a single exon. The record is from RefSeq and is a predicted model, not a curated record. Gene Ontology annotation, molecular function: ATP hydrolysis activity; ATP binding; ABC-type transporter activity. Bases 166 to 2028 code for a protein of 620 amino acids. Gene Ontology annotation, cellular component: membrane.